GAGAGAGAGAGAGAGAGAGAGAGAGAGAGAGAGAAAAUAAUGAUUUAAUGCUCUCCUGUUAUUAGCACUGUGAAAGAAACUAAAACGGAAAAAAGGGAAACGGAGUGAAAGAAACAAAAAUAGAUACUGAAGAUGGAAAAUAAAGAAUGAAUAAAUAAGUAAACAAAGAAAAUAAAAUAAAAGAAAGACACCUGCUUCCGACUGCUCCUGAAGGCGAGACCAACACUAUCAAGUCUUUGCCGUCCCGCGUCGCUCGCAGCCCGCGGGUCGUAGUGGCAACGACUCAGCAGCGACGACGACCACAGGCCCCGGACGACUAAGCGGCUCUCCCACGAUGAGAGGAUUAGGGUCGUUCCUGCCACUUUACGUGGUGGCGGCCGUGGUCGUGCUUGGACCCGCCACGACCCGCUCUGUGCCAGCACCACCUCCACCGCACCUUCCCCGACGAGAGGCAAGCGGACUACGUGGCCAGCCUCGGCGGGCACGAGGUGGUGACGCCCGUGCGGGUGGACAGCGGCGGCCGGUUCCUGGGCCACCACCUCGACAGCGCUCACGACCCGCCCUCAGCUCACGCCCGCAGCAAGAGAGCCGCCCACAUUCGCUCAGAUCACGAAGAGGUUCACUAUCUCAUUGCUCUCGACGGAGAGGAGCAUCAGGUGACCCUCCGCCCCAACGGCCACUUCCUGGCGCCCCACGCCGUGGUGGAGCGAAGAAUGGGGCGCGGGCCGACCUCUUUCCCAGGAGACGCGCGGGAGGCCCCAGAGGGCGACCAGGGCUUCUUCGCCUCCUCCCUCAGGGUCAUCGGGCACGAGCCUUCCUGCCACUACCACGGCUUCGUCAGGAACCACUCCGACUCCAGGGUCGCGAUCUCCGCCUGCAAGGGCCUGACUGGCUACCUACGUACAGACAAGGGCGAAUAUCUCAUAGAACCUGUACGUAAUCACGCCCGCAACGCCCACGAUCCCCAUCCUCACGUCGUGUACAAGCGGUCCGCCCUGCCCACUCAGGCCCAUGGACAACACUCCUGUGCCACGAAGGAAAGCUACCAGCAGCUACUUCACGAAACAGAGAUAUGGAGGAUGAGGAGGAGGAGCGUGAGCGUAGAGAGGAACGUGGAGGUGACUAUAGUGGCGGACAAGAAAAUGGUUGAUUACUAUUCAAAUGAAGACAUCAAUACAUAUAUACUCACCGUUAUGAAUAUGGUGUCCAGUGUAUACCGCGACGCCAGUCUUGGCAAUGCUGUCAACAUGUACGUCGUCCGCAUUAUGUUGCUCGAGGACCCGCAGUAUGAGGAGGAGCUGGACAUCAGCCACAACGCCGACGACACCCUCAGGAGCUUCUGUCAGUGGCAGCAGAUGAUCAACCCAGGAAAUGAGACGCAUCCUUACCAUCACGACGUGGCUGUGCUCAUCACGAGGUACAACAUCUGCAGCCGCAUGACCGAGAGGUGCUCCACGCUGGGAGUCGCUGAGAUUGCAGGCAUGUGUCAGCCUCUGCGCUCUUGCAACGUGAACGAGGACACAGGGUUGCAGAUUGCAUACACAAUCGCUCAUGAACUUGGCCACAACUUCGGCAUGAACCACGACGGGCCGCAGAACGGGUGCCAGGCGCAGUACGGAGUGAGCCAGCACGUCAUGUCGCCCCACCUGACCAGCGAGCCUCUGCCGGUCACGUGGUCUAACUGCAGCCGGAAGGAGAUCACGCACUUCCUUGACCGCGACUGGGGCGCUUGCUUGGAGGACGAGCCCCCCCAGGUGGAGUACAGCUUCCCCGAGCUCCCCCCUGGUGCCAUGUACGACGCCGACCACCAAUGCCGUCUGAGCUUCGGCGCCGGUGCCACCCACUGCGAAGGCAUUGAGGGCACCGAGAGGAUCUGCCAGACGCUGUGGUGCCACCUGGACAACCGCUGCAUCACGCGCAUGGAGCCGGCGGCCGAGGGGACCCACUGCGGGAAGCACAAGUGGUGCGUGAUGGGGCGCUGCGUGACCAUGGGCGAGCGCCCUGCGGCCAUCAACGGCGAGUGGGGGUCGUGGUCCAGCUGGUCGCAAUGCACGCGGUCCUGCGGCGCCGGCACGCAGAUGGCGGAGCGGCACUGCGACAAACCCGCGCCCGCCAACGGAGGCCGUUACUGCACGGGCGACCGCAAGCGCUACCGCAUCUGCAACACUGAGGACUGUCCCGAAAACGGCGUGAGUUUCCGAGCACAACAGUGUUCCAAGUUCAACGCCGUGCCGUACAAGGGCGCCAACCAUACCUGGCAGCCAGUCAUGCAGCAGCAUGUACUGCAUGAGAGUUGUGGCAUUUAUAGACGUGGGAAAAAUAUAUUUAUCCGUCGCGUGGCGUGCGACUGGGCCAUCGAGGGGUCGGCGCAGAUGGACCGCUGCGGCCUGUGUCACGGCGACGGAACGCAGUGCAUCACGUACCGGGGCCUCUUCAACGACACGCGGGGCGUUGGGUACGUGCACGCGACCACGUUCCCCGAGCACGCCAGGAACGUGAAGAUAAGGGACGUGGACGAUGCGGCCAACUACCUCGCCCUCAGGAACAACCUCACGGGAGAGUACUUCCUCAACGGGAACUGGAUGAUUAAAUGGUCCGGAGAGUACUACUACGGAGGGACGAUGGUCUACUACAACCGAGAAGGAGAAACGGAAGAACUGUUUCUGCCGGGACCACUCAAGAUCCCCUUCACGCUCCUGCUGUUGUUCCAGACAGAGAACCCGGGCGUGGAGUGGGAAUACACGUUGCCGAGGGAAAACGCAACCUAUAUUCCAUCCUUCGCCUGGAAGCACUCUGACUGGUCCGUGUGUACAGUCACCUGCGGAGGCGGCAAACAGCUGUCGCGCGUGCAGUGCAUGGAGAAGGAGGCGGGCCUGGUGGAGGACCGCUACUGCCAGGACCAGCCGCGCCCCGACGACCGGUCCCGGAAGUGCAACAUCCACGCGUGCCCUGCCUGGUGGUGGUCGGGCCGCUGGCAGCCUUGUAGCAUCACCUGCGGCAGCGACCGAGGCACGCGCAGGAGGACCGUCAUAUGCGUCAGGUCCUUCGGUCCGACGGAGCAAAUGGCGCUGCUGGACUCUGACUGCGACUUAGGCGACAAGCCUCACGAGACUGAAGUUUGCCCUGAACUGCCGCCCUGCCCCAAGAUGGUGGACUGGAGCGUCGGCCCCUGGAGCCAGUCCUGCUCGCUCGACCCGUGCGAGUAUGAGCAGCGAGAGGUUGCAUGCGUGGCGCCGGAAGGAAAAUGCGAUCCCUUCACUCGACCAGCAGAACGCCGACAGUGCGGCAACAUCACCUGCGGCCACUGGGACGUCGGACACUGGUCCAAGUGCUCGGCGGAGUGCGGCGAGGGCGUCCAGUUCCGGCGGGUGACCUGCGUGGAGGGCCUGGCGUGCCGCGAGAAGGACGAGCCAAAGAGCCUCAGGGAGUGCGAGGGCGACUGCCUGGAGCCGGAGGAGGAGACUCUGCCUGAGUACGAAUACGAAGGCACGAAGCUCGAGGACGAUCUGACCGGGGAGACGCUGCCGGAGUACGAAACGGGCGAUAGCUGGAAGGGGACGACGCUGCCGGAAUAUACUCUUCCCGAAUAUACUGAACUAGAACCGGUAACUCUGCCAGAGUAUGAGGAUAAAGAAAAUAAGGGAGAUGAAGGGAUGGAGAAAACAAAGGAGAAGGAGAUAAUUAAAGGAGAAGGGGAGGAAAGUGUGAAGGAAGAAAACGAGGCUAGGGAAAAAGAGGGUGUAGAACGAGAGGCAAAUGAAGGAAAUCACGAUAAAGAAAAAAACGAGGAAAAGAGUAAGAACCAAGGGAAGGAGGAGGAAACUUUAGAGGGAAGUGAAGAUGAAGAGGGUAAAGAAGAACAAGAAAAGGAGGAAGAGACAUUCCCGGAGUAUGAGGAUGAGAUGACCCUGAUGGAGUAUGAGGAGGAUCUGACGCCCGAGACCCUGCCUGAAUAUAGCCAGGACAUACCCACGGACGCCCCUGCCCCUGUUCCAUCUACGUCGACCACUGCGGCCACAGUUCCUGCCGAAACGACGGCCACUGCCACGACUGUUGUUCCGUCCUCGACUUCCACCGCUUUACCGUCCGCCGCCACCACUACCCCCGAGACCACUGAAGCUCUUCCGGAUGAACCUACAGCUUCAGUCCAAACAACAGAGAGCACGAUACCAACGACUUUGGCCUCCACUAGCGCUCCUGAAGCCGCUUUGGGCUCUACUUUGGCACCAUCCGUCCAUCCGGUAACGACGAUGGAAACUGCAACAGCAACGACUGUGAAUGACCCAUCUACGUCUACUUUUGGCGAUGAAAUUAGUAUACUAACCACACCUGCGUCUCAUCCAACUACGAACAACCCUGACUCAGAUGAAGAGAAACACACUGAAGACGAUACAACCAACAAAGACGCCGAUGAGAGUUCCACGGACGGACCUACACUCUCUAAAGAUACAUUGACAACGCCAGAACCUAAAGAAAUCUUCGAAGAAAGUGUUAUGGAGGGACAUCCAUCGCAAGAACCUUCUAUAAACGAAGUCGACACUGAAUCCAAACUGCCCUCGAGUGAGACUGAGGACGACUCGUCGAAAGCCCAACAGAAGCCAUCUUCUCUACCACCCAAAGAAGAACUAGACAUCGUAGUCGAGAGUCCGGAAAAGACAAUUUUGAAGAAGACCAAGAAGCUCGACGGAGCCCCCGUCCCUUCAGGAGAAAAAGAGGACGCCGAGGCUGAAGCUACAGAACUAGAGGACACGACGGAUCUGGAAGCACCAACCGUGGGAGAAGAAGCAAUAGUGGCUGAGGAGCCAUCAUUGAUUGAAGAACCAACAGGUCUUGAAACGUCGACGUGGAUCGAAGGACCAACAUUGCUUGAUUCUGAAACAGAGGUAGAGGAGGAGGAAGAGGUAGAAGAGGAGGAAACUAUCGAGAACGAAAAAGACGACGGAGAGGAAGAGGCCGUAAAACACGCAUCAGAUGACGAAGAGGAAGACGAAAUGAUAUCAGAAAAAGAAGACAGCGAUGUCGACAACGGGGACGAAGAGAAAAGACCGGAAGGCAUUGCUGUGGACAAGAUCGAUCCCAGUGACUUCGAAGUGAUCGAAAUCGUGGAAGUGCAAACCAAAGGGAAGAAGAAGAAGGACAAGAAGAAAGUGCUCAUUCACACCGGCGAGGAAGCGGUGGACGUCCUCCACAAGCUGGCCGAGGAGCAGAUGUCCAAGCACGCAGCCGCUACAACGACGACGCCCAGACCCCCGUCCUACGAGUGGCACGCUGGCGAGUGGUCCGAGUGUAGCGUGGAGUGUGGAGGAGGCGUGAGUACCCGAACUGUGGAGUGCCGAGACCAGGUCACCGCAACUCUUGCGGAUCCACGUUUGUGUGACCUGUUUCCGCCCAUCGACUUGAAGUCUUGCAACACCCUGGAGUGCGCGGACUGGGAGGUCGGGGCGUGGGGCGAGUGCGAGGGCGAGUGUGACCUUGGAGAGAAGCAGAGGGCCGUGUCGUGCCCUCCUGGACGUCGCUGCUCCCCCGACGCGCGCCCGCCCGAGGCCGAGCCCUGUGAGCUCCGCCCCUGCGUCGCGUGGGUGGAGGGGCCCUGGAGCCUGUGCACCAAGUCGUGUGGAGGAGGCUAUCAGAUCCGCCACGUGAAGUGCGUAGACGUGCGGACACAGGAAAAGAUGCGGACGUGCAAUCGUGACUCCAAACCGAAGCAUAAAUUGGCGUGCAACAAGCACCGGUGCCCGAAGAACAGACGAGGUCAGCAGAAAAGGUGUCGUGACCGCUUGGACACCAAACUCUGCAAGCGACUCAAGCGGAUGUGUACCACCAAGUUCUUUGCGAUCAAAUGUUGUAGGACUUGUUUGGGAAGCCACUGAUGACGUCACGCUGUUGGUGAUGACAUUGCGCGAACGGAUUGAUGGCGUUCGUAGAUUCACCGGAUGUAGUCAGAUUCGAGGCAAUAUAUAUAUAUAUAUAUAUAUAUAUAUAUAUAUAUAUAUAUAUAUGUAUGCAUGUAUGUAUGUAUGUAUGCAUGUAUGUAUGUAUACACACAUACACAAAGACAUUGGUUUUUUUCUGCCCAGAAGAAAACGGAAAAAUCUAAAACCAAACGCAAAUGUUCUCAGCCUACGAGAGACAUACGCAACAACAAGAUAUAUUUUGAUAAAAUCUGCAGAACUGAGACAUCGUCAGCGAGCGCAUGCACCAUCCAAGGAAGCGAAGUCAUUAUGCAAACGUCGUAUUGUUUAGGCUGCAUAAAUCGCACGUCAAGAUACGCACAGUCCUCAAAGCGGACGAGGGAAAACAAUGUCCACUGAACAAUUGUAAACAUAAGUGUAAGGUGUUUCUUUUUAUGAAUAAGUUGGAACACGUGAGUCUCGGAGUCUUGGCGUGAUUAUCGUUCAUCAUGCAAUCCCGUGAACCCGAGGCUAUAUAUACAGCCCUCAAGUGACGUCGCCGCAGGGUGGUCUGAGUCACAAGGAAGGUUAUGUCACGUUUCCACUAAGUUUUUUGAGACGUCGGCCCUUAGCAGAUGAUGUUGCAGGGGUUGUCGAUGAUCGUAAUUGUACAGAAAAAUUCCCUCACUUUUCCAGCGAUUCAACACAGGUCGUGGAGUUUGGCCUCAGUGCGUUUUCAUAGUUUUUGAGACCGCAAACGCGAAGAAUGAAGCUGUUCAGAUUUCUUAAAAACAGUUUUCCUUUCCUUCAUGUUUCUUACGUGAGAAUUUCACUUGCCUCUAGAUCUCAGUUUUAUGUAACAUACGCUAAAAGAAGAAUCCCCUUGAAAUGAAUAAAACUGCGAUACACUGUUUUUUGUACAAAAUACCUUUUUAGCUAUAGUUAAUGAAUACUUUCCUACAUUUUUAUCUUUUUUGUUAUUGUCGAUUUAAAAAAAAAAAAAGAAAUACGGAGGGAAAAACUCAAGGCAUAGGAAAAACAUCCAAGGCUAGAAGGAAUUAAAGUCUCAGAUAUGCCUUACAUCAAGUCGGAUUUUGUCUCCUUUAAAUCAACGACCCUUGACACAAAUCCCCAGCCCAGAAUUGUAUAAAAAAAAAAAAGGAAAAACGAAAGAUUAAAGUGUAGUAUUUCCCUCCACGAAUCUAUUAACGCAAGCAAGAAACAGAAGAACCCAGUAACGAAGGAGAAGGCUUUUCUCAUGUUAACACAACACACGCACACUCGUCCUGAAACUGGUCUUGAAUUUCCCUCGUUUGAAAAUCUUGCCUUAUCUUUACCCUUAGCAACUUAUGUGCUAGACAUUUACCUGAUGAAUUAGUACAAUGGAGGCACAAGUGGGUGGAAAAAAUGUGUUCAGUUUAAUGUUGUUAUUCAUAUUAUUGUUGUUGUUAUUAUUAUUAUCAUUAUUAUUAUUAUUGUUAUUAUUAUUAUUAUCAUUAUUAUUAUUAUUAUUAUUAUCAUUAUCAUUAUUAUCAUUAUUACUAUUACUAUUAUUCUUUUUAUUAUUAUCAUCAUUAUUAUUAUCAUCAGAAAACAGUUGCUGAAUAUCCUUACCAGUUGGGAGCAAUAUAUGUAAACGAAAGCAAAGAAAGAAUAAAGUCGCUUCUUGAAAAUAUUCACAAAUAAAGUAAAUAAAGAAACGAGUAAAAAGAAAACAGCAACAGAAACAACAACAACAACAAGAACAACAAAAGCAGCAACAAUGAAGACUGGAUGAAGCACCAGCAAGCUCAGUGGUAUACAAUCGACAAUUUUUGACAGUAAGGUAGAAAAUAAUAACGUUCGCGGAUGCAGACGGAUUCAUGUGGAUUCAUUCGUGGCUGUUACGUGGAGUAAGGAAUAACUUCACAUACAGUGAACUUAAAAAUGAAUAGAUUAUUAUUACUUUUAUUUCAUCUAGCCGAGAAAAGAACAAAAGGAAAUGAGCGAAUUAUUAUAUAACCAUUAACACAAAUUUUGAAAGAAACAAACAACAAAAAAGAAAAGGGAAAAGCAGGGCAAAGAAAGAAAGAAAAAAAGUAUACAGCAACAACAACAACAAUAAGAAAAUAAAAUCAACGAGAACACGGAAAAAAUUCAAACAAGUGAAGAGACAAAAAAGCUUUUAUUUCAUUUCAAUAUCAAUUUACUUAUCGUUUGCCUUGUAGCAGUAUUACUGUUCACUGCCAUUUAUGUCACUGUUGCCUGACGUCAUCAUGACUUCUUAUAAUAUUCAACUGUUAUUUUCUAACGUGUUUAAACGGAUAUUUCUAUUAUUUCCACCGUGUGUUUUCUGUAGACUGUAACAAAGCGAUACCAUAUCGGAUUUGGGAAUCGCAAAGAUUUCAGCAUUACUUACUUUUGUGAGACGAAAAAGGUGUUCAAAGUGUUAUAGAUAACCUAAUAAAAAGAUAAUUGAAGUG
Molecule: messenger RNA, 8353 nt
Organism: Penaeus chinensis
Lineage: Eukaryota; Metazoa; Arthropoda; Malacostraca; Decapoda; Penaeidae
Product: A disintegrin and metalloproteinase with thrombospondin motifs 7-like
Exons: 24
Coding region: 714-5870 (1718 amino acids)
Biological process (GO): proteolysis; extracellular matrix organization
Cellular component (GO): extracellular matrix
Molecular function (GO): metalloendopeptidase activity
Source: RefSeq, a predicted model, not a curated record